Molecule: messenger RNA, 1103 nt
Organism: Cuscuta epithymum
Lineage: Eukaryota; Viridiplantae; Streptophyta; Magnoliopsida; Solanales; Convolvulaceae
Source: the annotation of a GenBank genome assembly
GCAAGCCAUUUUCUCUUCUUCUUUUUUCUUCCUCCUAUUUUUUGGCCACAUAAAUAAGAGCAUAUGCUCCUGUUUUCUCUCAAGCAAAUUUACUACAUUUCCAUCUUCCACAUAUUUGCUUCUUCAUGCGUUUUUUUUUCUGAGAUUAUGUUUGCGUUGCGCGAUCGAAGGAUGACAAGAGACAAACAAUUCUCCAAUCGGAAAGAAUGGGAGUUCGGGUUUAAACUUGGGUCACGUUUCAAUCCCAAAUUUCAAAACCAAGAUUUGUGUGUGAGUUGGAAAAGACUCAUAACAAAAUGGAUGAUUUUAUAUGACAUUUUUAGCCACAAGGAGGAGAACCUUACCACCACAAAAGCCGUCUCUUAGAAAUAUUGUCAAAAUCAAUGGGAAGCUCAAAGGAAGACAUAUUGCAGGACAAAAAUCAAUCAACAAAUAAGACGAUCUUCUAAUUUAAAUGCUGGUGUAUGUUUAGCUUUGGGAAUGUGAUGUUUUAGUAGUGGUAACUUUUUAUAAUCUUUGUAUGUGAUUGCUUAGAGAUAAAACAAUUGUGUGUUACAUACUCCGUAAGUGUUAUUAGUGGAGGAGUUUGAGAUUCAAAUAAGAGCCCUUCCUCCAGUGUGUUUGAUGAUGUGGCAGACAGAGAAGCAAGUUGCAACACCAGUGUGGUUGUGCCUGAAGGAGUUCUGAAAUAAGCAUUUGUGGGAAAUAAUUGGGAUUAUAAGGGUUUUGAAGAUGUAUAAAAUGUUAAUCAGGUUUUCUCCUUUUCAACCAAUGGGUAUCAGACUUCAAUGUCCUAUGGAGUCCAAGAAGUUCCCAUAACCUUUCUGGUUAAGAGGUGUGACGGGAAAGAGAUACUAAUGGACAACAAAUUUCUGAAGACAAAAAAUCUGCUUCUGCUAAUAAACUUCUACUAGCAUCAUCUACGAUACAAGUGUACAAUCCCUUUGAGUGAGUAAAGACAAAGGAAGAUGUGGUCUAGUUAGCAUGACUUCCCCUUUGCUAAUGGUUAGUGUGGUAGAAUGGUAGAUUGUACUACCUCCGUUUUUUUUUAAUAUUCACAGUUUGACUUCACACAAAAUAAGGAAACAAAUUUGACUUUACUG